AUGGGUAUAAAGUACGAUUGGCGUAACUUAGAACUCGUAAGUUACACCAGUAUGACUAAUAUAUUAACAUUUAUUCAGUUCGCUCUCGUCCCGCUUUCAAAAACAAACGUUAGAGGCAAUUCUUCCAAUUUUUCAGUUAUCAAUUUCCUUAAAGUCAACAAAAUCCUUUUGAGACCAAUCGAAUUAAUUGAAGAAUUCAACGCUAUCAAUCCUCCAAUGAGAUGCUUGCUCAGUGCCGUUAUUAUUAUAGCAUUUAUUAAUUUAAUGACUUACUCUUUCUUCUUCCCAACAUAUAGACUUUUAAUUUAUGCUGCCGAUCUUUUCUUACCUGGCAUGUUGUUACUCGGCAUUUGUUGGAAGAGCAAAGAUUAUGAACCAGUUUCUGCCAAAGUUAAUGCUCCGUUCAUUAUUCUUGGCUUGAUUUGGAUCCUUGUCAGAAUUGCGUUUUCCCUAUGGCCCCUUAUAAAGAACAGACAUCUCUUCAAUUGGAAGAAUCGCACAACUCGUCUUCUUACAGCCAUUUUCCUUGAACGUAUCAAGAUGUCAUGCAAGAAGAACAUCGAUGAAGAUUUCGUAAAGCAACUCGAUGAAGAUUACGAGCGGUGCAAGAAGCUCAUUCAAGAUCGUGAGCCAGCAAUUAACUGGCAGCGCUAUCCAAAGUGGCGCAAGAUCCUCGACAUCGCAAUGGCUGGCGUUCUUAUGCUGAUUAUGAUUAUUUUGUCAGUUUCUUGGGGAUCGAUCAUUAAGAAGUCAUACCAAGGUAUUAACUAUGAAAGUAUUGUUAUUUGCUGCAAGGUUGUCACAGCCGUCUUUGCAGUUUUCUUCGGCAUCCGCUUAUUACUUGCUAUUUUAUAUUUCUUCGAUAAAACAGCACCAAAGUUAGUUGAACUCCGCCGUUUAGCCUUCAAGGGUAUCAUCAUUCUUACAACACUCGUUAUCAUUCCUGUUUGUAACCUUCUUCUUCGUGCUACAGAUCUUGAAGAUGUUUUCUGCGAAUACAACCAGUACUACUACUACAACCAGUCCGGAGAAAACUUCAUCGAGUAUUUCAUGGAGCACAUAGGCUCUGGCUGCCAAGUUUGCAACUGGAAAUCCUCAUAUUGGACUCCAUGUAUGACCGCCUGCAGAUUCAACGCAACCCUUGCUCAGAAGGCAGGCAGAGAAGCACGUUAUCUCUCUGAAUUCGAUGUUGCAAACUCUUAUACGAUUCCUAUGGUUCUUAUUCAGGUCUUCUUCCUUUUCAUUCUUAUUCAGAUCGAAUUCUACAUCUUCAAGCAGCACAGAACAAUCAUCGAGUUCCUUCCAGCUCCAACUACAGACCUUGAUGCUAAAUUUACUUCAGUUGUUAAGAAUCUCCAUACAAGUGGUGGCUACGUGUUCGAGUCUUACACCCACAAGCACUCAAUGUUCAACUUCGACUUCACCCAGUUCAAGGCUUUCGUUCUAUUCGCCACAUCCGUGUUCCCAAUCUUCCCAUCCGCUUCUGUUUCAUCCCAAGCACCUUUCAUCAUCACAGUUAUUUUCACCGCUGUCUGCGCCCUCAUUUGCAUUUACAACCUCGUCCAAAAUCCAUACAAAUCCAGAUUACACAACGUUGUCAACACUGUUGACUAUUUAGUUAGCACCAUCACAUCCCUCAUCGCCUGCAUUGCUACAAAGUUAACAAUUAACCCAGUUAUCGGAACAGUCGCUUACUUUGCCGUUUUCAUUGUUCCGUUCGUUGUUACCUUUGUCAGUCCAUUCUUCAUCAAGUUCGAUCCUUCAAUGCGUCCAGUUAAAUACGCUCUUAAGGAUAUCAUGAGAAAACAGAAGAAGUUCAGACUUGAAAAGAACAGAAAGAAGAAGAAGAAAGGCGAGCAAGACUUUGAUCUCGAGGAUUCCGAAUCAUCUUCAGGCAAAGAAGAUCCAGAUUUUACUGUUGGAGAUUUCGACUCGAUCGCUAUCUGCCCAACGUAUAUCCAGAUCGGCAGAGCAUCACGCGCCAAGAAUUACGAGCCAAAAGUCAGAAAAGUUUGGACAAAAUUCGAUCUCAAGCAGGGCGACCUCGACCAAGCCACAAAGGACAUUUUCGAUCUCAUCGAUGAAAUGCUUGACUCAUCUUCCUUCAUCGCUAUCGAUAAUCUCCUCGGUUUCGCCACAAUUUAUUCUUCAAUUUGCCUCGGAUGGGGAGUUGGCAACAGUAUCGCAUUGUGGAAGACUGACGAGAUCUUGUAUAAUAGUAUCAACCCUUACUGCGGAGAAGACUUCGAUUUCAUUACAGCAAACAAAACAGUUCCUAACUCAGGAAACUACUCCUAUAAGGUUAACCCAGAUACACUUGAAUACCCAUCAACAGACUUUAUAUAA
Molecule: messenger RNA, 2346 nt
Organism: Trichomonas vaginalis G3
Lineage: Eukaryota; Parabasalia; Trichomonadida; Trichomonadidae
Exons: 1
Coding region: 1-2346 (781 amino acids)
Source: RefSeq, a predicted model, not a curated record